GUUCGGUGGGGCGGGGUCCGGGGAUAGAAGCGGGGCGCAGGCCCGAGCGGCCGUUGGCCGCCGCUCCCGGGCACCUGAUGGCGGACCGGUGGUGGGGGGAAACGGGCGGUGGAACUGCUGCUGGAGGCCCCGAUAAAACACGAAGACAAGUUCUGAUACACUCUGAUGAUGGCAAGUCAGCUUUUUAAGAAACUUACUCUGUUUGGCAGCAAACAUCGAGUCAAGGUGUUAGCUGUUUCCUGUGGAGGAUUAUUUGCUGCCAAUGCUUUCUGUCAUGUAUUUCCCCAACGGACGUAUGGAAAAUUGUAUCAAGCUUGGUCAAAGGGAGUACCUGCUGAACUUCCAGACAAGUUGCAAGAUACUUUCCAAGAGGUGCUUAAGGAUGCUGGAGUAGAGUCCACACAGAAUUAUACAGCCUUUGCUGCCUUCAGCUUUCAGCCUGUGAGUGCAGGUGUUCCCUGGCUGCCUUGUGGGACACUGAUUGGCAUCCCUGUCAACUUCAACAGCACAGGUGAAGAUGGGCAAGGAAUAACCAAUCGAAUUGUCAUGAUUAAUGGCAGAGACAUCAAGUGGGACAGCGAGGUGGGAAAAUCUCUCAGAGAAUCCCUCACCUUUUCAUCUGAUGCGCAGAAGUUUGCCAUUGCAAGAGAGGUUAUGUACUUGCAAAGUAAUGGCCCUGUCCUUCAAUCCGUGGUAGCACCAGCCUGUUUAGCAGGCACGUACAUGACUGGUUUGGCAGCAAAGCAAGCCCUUGGGCUUUACUCCGGCCCCUUUUUAUUACGAGCCUUUUUUAACCUGGCUGCGGCAGCGACGGGUUUUGUGGGUUAUUUUAUUUUUUCUGAUGCAGUUAGUCACUGGCUUGACUACAGAUCAGACCACUGGACAGCUACGAUAUCAAAGAGUUACGCCAAGGGAGGCAUUGAGUUUUAUGAUAAAAUUCUUGCACGAAAUCGAACUUUUCGUUCCCUUCUAGGCAAAAGGGGAAUGGAAAUGUAUGCAACAAAUGGAAACCUUUUCCCAAAGCAUUGGUUCAGACUAAAACAUGCUCCUUACACCGCCAGGAAGGAGAUGAUUGAAAACACCCUGAAGGAUUGCUGGAUGUGAAAUUGAAUUGAUGGUAUUUAUUUGCAUGCCUCCAUGAGUCACGUGAACAGUUUCACUUGACUCUCAUCCCAAUUUUGUGUUUCACUGAACCACUUUGACCUCAGCUUUCUGUGAGAACCAUCUCUACUACCUCCCAUCAUUACAGAAAGACAAUUAUGAAUUAAAAACUGUUAAACAGAGCUAAAAUGAAAUAUGUCAAUGUUGGUUAUAAUAAUGUCAAAAAUCAAAGAUGUCCUCAACUUGCUUUUCAGUUGCUAGUAUUUCUAAAGCCUAAGCCAUGCAGGGCUGAAUUCUUGUUCAUUGACAAAAAUGCCAAAACACAUAUUGGGUUUCGUGAAAAUUGAAUGUAAAAUAUACAGAAAUAUAGAAGUUGAUUAUCUGAUAUCCUGAAGUUUUUGUCUGAUUAUGGAGAAAAAAUAUUCAGUUCCAUUUUAAUUUUGAUUGUUCACAAGUAGGCACAUCCAUGAUGUUAUGGAAAUUAUGUAGCCUAUUAGAACUUGUUAACUCAGUCCAGUUUUGCUUGUUUUCUUAUGUUGACUAGUGAGAACAUUUUUUUUGGAGGAGGAAAUUGAGAUGAUUGAAGUGUUUAAAGUUGAGUAAAAGCAUAAAUAGGCAGAUGAAUUGAAUUUAAAGGUCAGACUUUUUUCACUAUUCACUAUAAAAGUCACAAUAACCCUGAUUUCUGGUUAGUAGUGGGCAAAAACAGGGAUGGAAAAUCUCUGCCUCCCUCCAUUGGUGAUGUACCAACCGCAGUCAGUGGCCCAGAUUUCCCCCAGAAAUGUCUCCAGUGGUGUGAGUCUGCACAUUAAAGAUUUGACUUAUCACAGCUGUCACAUUGAAACGUUGGUAAUGGAUGGCGGCCUAAAUUAUCUGUGUUUAAAAGAAGAAUUUUGGAGUUUGCUUCUCCAGUCCACAGGCUACUUUUUAUUCCAGGUUUCAGAUAACAACCUAGUGCAUUCAGUCACGGAGCUCAUUGGUGUGGAAAAUGCAUGGGUACAAAGUUGAUUAAUUACACUAACAAGAUGUUACAGAACUUACGUUUUACCAACAGAUUUAAAAAGAGUCACUGUCAAUAAAUAUUCAUGAAGAAAUAUAUCUCUAAAGCACUGCAAACUGGAAGGUUGACCAUCUAUACUUACGUAUGGCUCUGUCUCCCAGAGGUCAUCCAGAAACAAAGAUCUGAAAUUCCAGGUGGGGAGCUGUGCCAGACUUGUGCCUGCAUUUGCACCCGCUAAUGUUCUCCAGACCUCAAAUGGUCAGAAAUUUGUGUAGCUCAUGUGAAUAAAAUUUAUGGAUAGGGCUGGCAUUUUGUACAAAAAUGGAGAACAUAGAAGCUGGAGCAGAGUAGGCCUCAUACCUGAUCGAAUAAGAUGAUGUCUAAUCUUUUACCUCAGUCCCACUUUCCCAAUCUUCCACCGUAUCUCUUUUGAUUGUUAUGGACUCAGUGAAAGUCCCUUUAAGAUAGAGAGUGUGUGUGUAUGUGUGUGUGGGGCGUGCUUACGUCAAUAGAAAAAGGACGUAAUGACGUUGUUGAAGAAGUUAGAAGAAGAAGGAGGGAGAGAGAGAGAGAAGGGAGAGAGACACCCGCCUGCUAGUUUUCUCUAUCGAUGCAUGAGAAACAAUAACUGUCUGCCACUGAAAUCCAUGUAUGGAACUUGGAAGUAAUCCGGUGGAGUUCACUUUGUUGCUGACCUGUAGAAGGAAACAGGUAUUUGUGUGUGGACGACCACGAUUCAGAUGCUUUUCGGGGUGAGGAAGUCACUACCGAGUAAACACUGAAGUGUCGCUUGGGUUCCAUCGUGGAACAUUUGGAUCUCGUAUUUACUCUCCCUAUGUUUCUCUACAUCUACGUCUUAUCUUCAGACAACGGUGGUUGUUGAAGAAGCCCUUGCUCAUGUUUCACCUUAUGGCUUGCGGAACUGAACUUUAAGAACCAUUCCUGAACUUGGAGUUUGGGACUUUGUCACACACACACGACGAGUUUAGUUUUGGGGUUAACGUUCAAGGUUUAACAUUUUUGAAUUCUAACAUACUAACAUUUUUACUUUUAUUUUACGUAUUAUUAUAAGUAGUGACUAAUAAAAUAGUUUUUAACACUGAAUCAUGCUCAGUGUGUUUCGUUUGUUGCUGGUUCGUGACAAAAUUGGGGGCUCGUCCAGGAUAGUUCCCAAGGUUAACGAGAUUCGUCCGGGAUCCAAUCCAAAGAUUAACGAGUGUCGUCUGGGAUCGUUCCCCAGAUUGACAAGAUUUGUUCGGGAUUCAAUCCAAAGAUUGUUGAGGGAGGUCUGAUAAAUUCUUUCUAAUUGGCUUGUGUGUGUGGAAACCAGCAGCAAUGGAUAUUAAGGCAUUUUUGGAGUCACCAACCCUACAGGGAUUGGAGAUGGUGAAAAAGGAUGAUUUGAUAAAGAUUGCUACAAAGCUAAACCUUACAGAAGUAAAGCAGUCUAUGAGAAAAGCAGUUAUUCAUAGAAUGAUAGUUGACUAUUAUUUGGAGAAGGAAGUGUUUGAGUUGAGUGAGGUAGUUGAGUUUCCUGAGAGUAAAUCAGUAAUUUCUGAUGUGACUUUUCAACCAGUGGAGUUGGAGGAUCUGGAGGAGGAAGAAUUAGAACAGUUAGAAGAGUUUUCUGGGGGUGAGUCAGAGAGACCUGUUAGACAGGUGCAGAUAGCAAAGAUGGAGUUAGAACAAACGCGACUGAAGGUGGAGUUGGGGCAAAAGAGAUUAGAGGCUGAACGAGAGCAAACCCAGUUGAAGUUAGAGGCCGAACAAAAGAUAACUCAGAUGAAGUUAGAGGCUGAACGGGAACGAGAGCUAACUCGGAUGAAGAUAGAGGCUGAUCUAGCAAUGAAGCAGAUGGAAUUGAAGAGGAUGGAGCUGGAUAGUGAGGAGAAGGAGAAACAGAGGCAGCAUGAUUUACAAAUGAUGCAAAAGAGUGUGGAAUCUGAUUCUGAUGAUGGUUUUUCAGCCAGCAGGGAGGUUCGAUUAGUCCCUUCUUUUGAGGAAGAUCAGGUUGAUCAGUAUUUCCAACAUUUUGAAAAGGUUGCUGUGAGUUCAAACUGGCCAAAGGAAGGAUGGGCUCUUAUGGUACAGAGUGUGAUUAAAGGUAAAGCUCAAAAAGCUUAUUCUGCUUUGUCUGUUGAGGAUGCAGCUGAUUAUACCAAGGUAAAACAAGCUAUAUUGAAGGCCUAUGAAUUGGUACCUGAAGCUUAUAGACAAAAAUUCAGAGACUUGAGGAAAUCUGCAGAUCAGACUUAUAUGGAAUUUGCCAAUGGAAAGAGAAUAUGUUUUGAACGAUGGUACAUGGCUAAAAAUGUAGAUGGGGAUUUUGAUAAAUUGAAAGAAUUGAUACUAGUGGAAGACUUUAAAAGAUGUGUUCCAGCUGAGAUAACUACAUAUUUAAAUGAAAAGUGUUACAGACUCAGUGAAAGUCCCUUUAAGAUAGAGAGUAUGUGUGUGUGGGGCGUGCUUACGUCAAUAGAAGAUAAAGGACGUAAUGACGUUGUUGAAGAAGUAAGAAGAAGAAGAAGGAGAGAGAGAGAGAAGGGAGAGAGACACCAGCCUGCUUGUUUUCUCUAUCGAUGGAUGAGAAACAAUAACUGUGUUUGCCACUGAAAUCCAUGUAUGGAAGUUGGAAGUAAUCCGGUGGAGUUCACUUUGUUGCUGACCUGUAGAAGGAAACAGGUAUUUGUGUGUGGACGACCACAGUUCGGAUGCUUUUCGGGGUGAGAAAGUCACUACCGAGUAAACACUGAAGUGUCGUUUGGGUUCCAUCGUGGAACAUUUGGAUUUCGUAUGUACUCUCUCUAUGUUUUUCUACAUCUACGUCUUAUCUUCAGACAACGGUGGUUGUUGAAGAAGCCCUUGCUCAUGUUUCACCUUAUGGCUUGCGGAACUGAACUUUAAGAACCAUUCCGGAACUGGGAGUUUUGGACUUUGUCACACACACACACGAAGAGUUUAGUUUUGGGGUUAACGUUCGAGGUUUAACAUUUUUUGAAUUCUAACAUACUAACAUUUUUACUUUUAUUUUACGUAUUAUCAUAAGUAGUGAUUAAUAAAAUAGUUUUUAACACUGAAUCAUGCUCAGUGUGUUUCUUUUGUUGCUGGUUUGUGACAAAAUUGGGGGCUCGUCCGGGAUAGUUCCCAAGGUUAACGAGUGUCGUCUGGGAUUGUACCCCAGAUUGACGAGAUUUGUUCGGGAUUCAAUCCAAAGAUUUUUGAGGGAGGUCUGAUAAAUUCUUUUUAAUUGGCUUGUGUGUGUGGAAACCAGCAGCAAUGGAUAUUAAGGCAUUUUUGGAGUCACCAACCCAAAAAGGAUUGGAGGUGGCGAAAAAGGAUGAUUUGAUAAAGAUUGCUACAAGGUUAAACCUUACAGAAGUAAAGCAGUCUAUGAGAAAGGCAGAUAUUCAGAGACUGAUAGCUGGCCAUUAUGUGGAAAAGAAGCUGUUUGAGAAGGAAGUGUUAAAACAGUUUCCUGGCAGUGAAAUAGCAAUUUCUGAGGCACAGGUGCAGCUGGCAAAGAUAGAGGCUGAACGAGAACAAACCCAGUUAAAGAUAGAAGCUGAACGAGAGCAAAAGAGAUCAGAGGCUGAACGGGAAUGAGAGCUAACUCGGAUGAAGUUAGAGGCUGAACGGGAACUAAUUCGGUUAAAGUUUGAGGCAGAGGAGAAGGAAAAACAGAGGCAGCAUGAGUUACAAAUGAAGCGUAGGAGUUUGGAAUCUGAUUCUGAUGAUGGUUUUUCAGCCAGCAGGGAGGUUCGAUUAGUCCCUCCUUUUGAAGAAGAUCAGGUUGAUCAGUAUUUCCAACAUUUUGAAAAGGUUGCUGUGAGUUCAAACUGGCCAAGGAAAGGAUGGGCUCUUAUGGUACAGAGUGUGAUUAAAGGUAAAGCUCAAAAAGCUUAUUCUGCUUUGUCUGCUGAGGAUGCAGCUGAUUAUACCAAGGUAAAACAAGCUAUUUUGAAGGCCUAUGAAUUGGUACCUGAAGCUUAUAGACAAAAAUUUAGAGACUUGAGGAAAUCUGCAGAUCAGACUUAUAUGGAAUUUGCCAAUGGAAAGAGAAUAUGUUUUGAACGAUGGUACAUGGCUAAAAAUGUAGAUGGGGAUUUUGAUAAAUUGACAGAAUUGAUACUGGUGGAAGACUUUAAAAGAUGUGUUCCAGCUGAAUUAACAACAUAUUUAAAUGAAAAGGCAGUGGAAACUUUACAAGAAACUGCUAGGUUGGCAGAUGAUUAUGCUUUAACCCAUAAAUCCAAAUGGGGACAACCUAAAACCUUUCAAAAGAGUACAAAGACAAUCCAGGUAAACCGGAGAUUAAAUUGGGAGGUAAUCAAAAAAGGAAAGGAUGAAAAGAAGCCAGGGCUGGAGAAACCUGUUGAGCGUACUUGUUAUUACUGUAGGAAACCUGGCCACGUGAUAUCUAAUUGUGCCCUUUUGAAGAAAAAGAAGGAAGCUGGGCCCAAUGCUUGCUUUCAGACAAUUAAAAAUCAAAAAGGUUUAGGAGAUGCUGUUAAAGAUCAGUCCUUGCAAGAGGGAAAAGCGGAAAAGUUGGAGGAGGUGAGAAAAGAAUUCUGUUCGUAUGUAUCAGAGGGUUUUGUUUCACUGAAUGAUGAGUCACCCCAGGUGCCAGUGAAAAUUCUUAGAGAUACUGGGGCUAGUCAAUCUCUCUUGCUGGACAGUGUUUUAAAUUUUGGUGAAGAAAGUGACACUGGUGAAGUAAAUCUAAUAUGAGGCGUUACAGAUGACACCAUGUCUGUCCCUUUUCACAGGGUGAUUUUAAAGUCAAAGUUCGUAGAAGGACCAGUCGAGAUAGGGAUAAGACCUAGUUUGCCAGUGGAAGGAGUUUCUUUGUUAUUGGGGAAAUGACCUUGCAGAUGGAGAAAGUGAUCCUGUGGUACGGUUAACGACCAAACCAAGGAUUGAUGAGUCUGAGAAUGAUCCAGAUGUUUACCCAUCAUGUGCGGUGACUCGAGCUAGAGCUAAAGAAUUAGCCAAGACAGACAGUCCGAUGCAGUCUGAUGUGGUUCCUUGUGACAGUCCUAAACAGGAAGAAAAUUAUGAUGCCUUAUCUGAGACUUUUCUGUCUUCACUGGAGGAUCAACAUCCUUAUAGUGAGCCUGAAUUUAAAGAUUUGUCUUUGUCGAGGAAGGAUUUUAUGGUGGAACAGACAAAGGACCCUGAGUUGACAGAAUUGAAAGAAAAAGCUCUCUCAUGUGAGGAGAUUGAAAAAGUGCCAAUUGGAUAUUAUGUCAAAAAUGGAGUUGUUAAGAGAGCAAUGGGUUAAUGAGGAAGUGCACUUGAGUCUGUUGGACUAUGUCCAAAAAUUUAAAACUCGGUUGGAGAGAGUCUGCCAGCUAGCGAGAGAGAAUUUGAAAACCAGCCAGAUAAGAAUGAAGACAUAUUUUGAUAGACGUGCUCGGCCUAGGACAUUUGCAGUGGGGAAAAAGGUGUUGGUAUUUUUCCCUAGCCAAAAUAAUCCCUUGCAAUCUCGUUUUUCUGGACCCUAUGUUAUUGAAUCUCGAGUGACUGAUUUAACAUAUAUAAUCAAAACACCAGAUAGACGCAAGAAAACACAACUCUGUCAUGUAAACAUGCUAAAACCUUGUUAUGAGAGGGAUUCAGUGGUGGCCUUGGUGGAUGAUGUAAAGGUUGUUUCUAGAAUGCCUGAUGUUGAUGUUGAGGAAGGCCAAUUUAGACCAAAUAUUGUUCCAUUAAAACUAAAAAACCAAAAUAUCAUGGAGAACCUUGAAACGAAGUUGGACCAUUUACAAGUUUCACAAAAACAACAGAUGAGAGAAUUAAUUUUAAAAUUUAAAAAUCUGUUCCCAGAUGUUCCAAACAGAACAUCGAUAAUUACCCAUGAUGUUGAUGUUGGGGAUGCAAAACCAAUCAAACAACACCCAUAUCGAAUGAAUGUGGAAAAAAGUAAACUUGUUGAUCAGGAAAUAAAAUACAUGUUGGAGAAUGAUAUUAUUAGACAUUCUACUUCAAAUUGGAGUUCGCCCUGUGUUAUUGUACCUAAACCUGAUGGAACUGUUAGAUUUUGCACAGAUUACAGGAAAGUGAAUGCUGUAACAAAGUCAGAUGCUUACCCUAUUCCUAGGGUGGAUGAUUGCAUAGAUAGAGUGGGAAAGGCAAAAUUUCUUACAAAGAUUGACCUAUUAAAAGGGUACUGGUGUGUUCCAUUAACAGAUAGAGGAAGGGAGAUUUCAGCCUUUGUAACCCCUUCUGGAUUGUAUGAAUACAAUGUUUUGCCAUUUGGAAUGAAAAAUGCUCCGGCAACAUUUCAAAGAAUGAUUAAUUCAGUGAUUCAUGGGUUAAAACAUACAGAUGCCUACAUUGACGACUUAUUGACUGGGAAUGAUACUUGGGAAGAUCACAUAUCUGCGUUAGAAAGGUUGUUUGAAAGACUUUCUGAGGCUAACCCUACAGUUAACUUGGCUAAAAGUGAAUUUGGCCAUGCCACUGUGACGUAUCUUGGUUAUGUUGUAGGUCGAGGCAAGCAAGCUCCUGUUCAGGCAAAAGUUCAAGCAAUAUUUGAGUUCCCUAUUCCCACAGGUACGAGGACUGUUAUAAGAUUUUUGGGAAUGGUUGGAUAUUACCGAAAAUUUUGUAAAAAUUUUGCUGAUAUUGCUCUUCCCCUAACUAAUCUUCUGAAGAAGGGAGUAAAGUUUGUUUGGACAGAUUCUUGUCAAGAAGCAUUUGAGAAGCUGAAAGCCAUUUUAUGCUACCAUCCUGUGCUCAAAACACCUGACUUUGAAAAGCCAUUUUCAUUAGCAGUAGAUGCCAGUGAUGAAGCUGCAGGAGCUGUGUUGUUGCAGAAGGGUGACCUUGAUGAUAUUGACCAUCCUGUAGCUUACUUUUCAAAGAAAUUUAAUGAGCAUCAAAAGAAUUAUUCCACCAUAGAGAAAGAAUUACUGUCGCUUGUUUUAGCCUUGCAACAUUUCAGUGUAUAUGUCUGCACUGCUCAGAAACCAUUGACUGUAUAUACAGAUCAUAACCCAUUGGUGUUUCUGAGCCGAGUCAAAAACAAGAACAGAAGGCUGUUAAACUGGAGUUUAAUUUUGCAAGAGUUUGAUCUCAUGAUAACUCACAUUAAAGGCAAAGAUAAUGUGAUUGCUGAUUAUCUUUCCCGAUGUUAAAUGGGAAACAUGUAGCUGUACUAAUCUGAUAGUCUCUAGUUGUGUAGCAUGAUAAUUAUUAACAUUACUAACUGUAUGCACGGUUAAAAUUUUCUUGGGAAAAUUUUUUUUAGGUGGGAGGUGUUACGGACUCAGUGAAAGUCCCUUUAAGAUAGAGAGUGUGUGUGUAUGUGUGUGUGGGGCGUGCUUACGUCAAUAGAAGAUAAAGGACGUAAUGACGUUGUUGAAGAAGUUAGAAGAAGGAGGGCGAGAGAGAGAGAAGGGAGAGAGACACCAGCCUGCUAGUUUUCUCUAUCGAUGCAUGAGAAACAAUAACUAUGUCUGCCACUGAAAUCCAUGUAUGGAAGUUGGAAGUAAUCCGGUGGAGUUCACUUUGUUGCUGACCUGUAGAAGGAAACAGGUAUUUGUGUGUGAACGACCACGAUUCAGAUGCUUUUCGGGGUGAGGAAGUCACUACCGAGUAAACACUGAAGUGUCGCUUGGGUUCCAUCGUGGAACAUUUGGAUCUCGUAUUUACUCUCCCUAUGUUUCUCUACAUCUACGUCUUAUCUUCAGACAACGGUGGUUGUUGAAGAAGCCCUUGCUCAUGUUUCACCUUAUGGCUUGCGGAACUGAACUUUAAGAACCAUUCCUGAACUUGGAGUUUGGGACUUUGUCACACACACACGACGAGUUUAGUUUUGGGGUUAAUGUUCGAGGUUUAACAUUUUUGAAUUCUAACAUACUAACAUUUUUACUUUUAUUUUACGUAUUAUUAUAAGUAGUGACUAAUAAAAUAGUUUUUAACACUGAA
Messenger RNA from Pristis pectinata (smalltooth sawfish), 10033 nucleotides. RefSeq names its product transmembrane protein 177 (gene tmem177). The transcript has 2 exons. Lineage: Eukaryota; Metazoa; Chordata; Chondrichthyes; Rhinopristiformes; Pristidae. Bases 166 to 1104 code for a protein of 312 amino acids. The record is from RefSeq and is a predicted model, not a curated record.